CUUCAACUGACAUAUAUUUUGCCCUUUGAAAGCGUUUCGAAAAAGAUUGUAGAAAAUGUUUAAUUAACCAUCAUUGAUGCUCCCUGUAAAAAUCAAAGUACUGGAAUUAUUUCAUUGCUCUGUAUUAAAGUAAACCUUACAGGAAAAGUGGGCCGGGUGUGGGGCCUGAACCAAGUACGAAACACUAGUACGGAGCUCUAACCAACUGAGCUAACCGGGCGGCUGGUUCCAGCCCACACACACUAGAGCAUACUUAGGAAGAUAGAUGGUGUCAUGUGUGGUAACUAGCUGUUUUGGGGGAUACGUUUUCUGUGUUUGACCUGAUCUGGCUACCAGGGUACAGCUGAGUUUGUGGACAUGAAAGUGGAAAUGGGUGGCCAGAGGUAUUGGUGACUCCCUACCCACACACGGCACCCAGACUGGCAUGGUCUGACUGCCUACCUGGCUGAGUCAGUCAGAAGCUUAGAGUCAUCUUUGAGGCAGAUGAAAGAAAUUGAUGUGAGGUUGAAAGUGAAUUCCUGCAUACAAUUAUAAUAGGUAAUUGUCAAUACAAAACAAAGGGAUUUAAUGAUAUGUGAAACAAAAACAACUGAAGUAACUUUAUUGAGAGAAAACUUGGAUAUCUAGAAACUGUAGACCAUGGGGGACUCUGGUACCUUCAGCAGUCCUGUGGCUGACAUGACAGCUACACCAUCCGCAACCACAAUGGCAGCCACAACCUCCGACCUCAUGGAUGAUUCAGGGUCAACAGGUGCAGAGGAAAGCACUGUUACCAUGGCAAUUUCCCCAACUAGCUCAUCUAGGCCUUCAACAAGCCAGCUAGAGACCAACACAGACACCACAAGCUCUGUGGUUCUUAGAGACAGUUUUACAGACCCUGGAAUGGACCUCACACAGUUUCCUAUGCAGCAUGCCACCGACCAGUUGCCUGGCAGCCAUGUGGCAAUGACAACCACUGAAAAAGACACCUUGACAACGGACCAGUUUGUGUCCACUGUUAUGUUGUACAGUACAGUGGGUGUAGAAAAAAAUAGUGGUGGAAGUGAGAGUAUAAGUGCUCCGGUUGGAGUAUCUCGGAGUAGUGAAUUUUUAGAGGAAGCUUCUUCUGAAUUGGAUAUUAAACUCACAACCACAGUAAGUAUGCCUCAGUCUGGAGAUAGCAUUGAUAAGGCAGUGAAAACUGACAGCUCUGUAUCAUCAUCAGUCAGUGUUCAAUCAACACAUUCAGAUUUUCUAGUUAUUGACCCUCUUUCUGGAACAAAAUCUUCAUCAGUAAGUGUGAAAGGGAUUAUACAGACAACAAGCUUAUCUGGCAGUAGCGAUGUGCAGGCGCAUUCCUCAGCCAUUGGUCUAGUCCCCCAAGUGUCAAGGCCCCAGCCCUCAGCCACGUCACAGGAGCUGUACAGUACCUACACCCCGGCACAGACAUUGUACACGUCAGGCAACACUGGAUUGGAUACGUCAUUCAUGCAGACCUCAUCUCCCUCUCUGCCACCUCCAACACACAAACCAGUCCAGACCUCAUCAGAGGGACAGUCAACAAUUCUUGGCCAUGGGUUACCUGACUAUAUCCUGUAUGCUGGAGUUCCGGCAAUCGGUGUUGGACUCUUCAUCUUCCUGCUCAUCUGUAUCAUCUGUAUAUGCAGACGCAAACACAAGGCAAGCAAGAGCUCCCCUUCUAAAGCUCAGAGCAGUGAUAUGUGGGUGAACCACGCCCAGGCAGACAUUACCCUUACAACCCGCAAGCCUGGGUCUUCACUGGAGGAUGGCAUACCCUUCAAACCCAACAUUGCCAAACAUUCCGACAACAUGCUUCUCAGAAAGCGAAAAGGCCAGUCUGGUAUUGCCCAGAAGCCCUUGUUGGAAGUUAAGCCUCCAAGAGUUCCAGAUCAUGUGGAUAUCAAAACCAGUCCAGCGAGUGCUAGAGACUCUCCCGGUGGGGAAGGUAGACAGGUCGUGGUAUCACGAAGUCAGCCUGUUACUAGUGUGGGCCCUCGCAGCAGGGCUGGGCGUGGUCAGGGUUCAGGGCGCCAUGGUGGAGGGCAGGUUAGGGACCAAAGGGAGAACAGUAUCCUCAAUGAACGCCUUAUAGAGCUACACACACGCUCAGAGGAUGAAGGGUGUACCACAUACGAAGCAGUGUUUGAUUUCAAUGGUUCCCAUGGCAACCAUUUGACCUUGAAGCAGGGUGACCUUGUUUAUGUGAGCAGAAAAGAAGACAAUGGUUGGUGGCAGGGGUCACAUGGUGGAAUGUCGGGCUGGUUUCCUAGCAACUAUGUCCAGGCUGCUCCACAAGACAAGCUGGAGGAGGACAAUGAGGUGUUGAUGCACGGGGAGGAUGUGACAUCCUUCAACCUGGGUCGAGCCACACCUACUAACCUUCGGGUCUCCACCCUAUCUGAGCAGGAGAUCGAGGCUGAACCUAUCUACUGCAAAAUACAACACAAGGACAAACAAAGUGUUUGCAGCCAGGGGUCAAACCGCAGUUCAAGUGUCACGCCCACCAAACCAGAGGCAAACCAUCCCGGCUAUGCUGCACCACUUCAGCAGAAACAUGGCAACUCUGCAGAACACUCUAGCCCACAUGGUAUACCAUAUGUUGCUAAGUUCCCAUUCGAAGCACGUAACCUGGGUGAGUUAACCAUCAACAAAGGGGACUUAAUCCACUGUCGGGAGGAGGGAAAACAUGGCUGGAUACGGGGAACCAAUAACAACACAAACAAGGAGGGAUGGUGCCCUGCCUCUUAUGUGGAGAAGGUUGUCCACGAAGUUACCCCGGACCCGGCAAGCUACCAGCAGCUGGAGGCAAACACUGAUGUUGUAGAGAGACAGGACCUUGUCGGCAUCGUGCACCACGCAAUUCACUCCUUUGACGGUGAGAAAGCCGGAGACCUGCAAUUUGAACAUGGAGAUUACAUCACAGUCUUCCAGGUGUUAGAGAAUGGCUGGUGGUUGGGAAGUAAGGACAAAACUGUGGGCUGGUUCCCGGGCUCACAUGUCGAGAUGAUAGACCACCCUUCCAGUAGUCCGUCCCCUUCCACAGUGUGUUCUGAAAGCCAAGGCUCUUUGGAAACCAGCCAUGAGUUGUCUGAGGCUGUCCAGGAUAUACCAGGGCCUAGCACUCCAACCAAACACAAGCCCACCAGAAAGGCCCCACCGCCCCCACUGAAGAUUGUUAACUCCAACUUUAAACCUGACAACUCAAGCACUACAGGGAAUUGUAAUGUCAAUGAUCAAAAUUUAAAAUCUGAUCAUUCAAAAAAAGCACAUGCACCAGAUUCUAAAAUUCCUGGGCUAGCAGGAAGUAAGUCCCUAAAAAUCCCUCGGCCCAAGGUUGCCCCACCUCCUCCACCUAUAAGGCAGGAUGAUAAGCCGCCGACCGAUGAUUCAGUGAAAGAUGGAAUUGAAUCAAGCAAAGCGAGAAUUGACAUGGAUGUAGAGGACAUAUCAGGGUCAAAACAAAAGGUGAAACCAGCUUUGCCCAAGAGGUUUAUUAAACCAAAGCUGGUUACUGUGCCAAGAGGUGAAGUAAAAUUACCGGACAAUCGUGAGGUAGGAAAUGGAGAUGUAAAACUGAGAGCCCCUCCACCACUGAAACCCUUGGCCCCAAAACUGGGACCUAUAAGGGCCAAGUUAAGUGCUCCUAAAUCACAUGAAGAUCAUGUUCAGAGUGAAGAAGAAGAAGGUGCAUACUUCCACAUUACUCCACAAAGGAGAUUUGAUCCCAUCCUGAGGCAGGAAUCAUCUGAUGACAACAUUGAUAGAGCUGAAAGUCCACCAUACAGAUCAAUGGCAAGUUUUGGAAACACAUUUGGAAAGCCACCUGAAGAAAAAAUACCAAUAUUUUCUUCGUUUAACCAUGUUCCAAAGGAACCUGCCUCUCAACUAGACAUGGAAAGUAGGGAGAAUGAUGGUUCCAAAAAUAAAAUAACAGUCAGUGAAGACACCUUAAGUAAAAAUCAUGAUGACCAGAAGCAACAAGAGAAAACACAAAUCUUAAAGAAUGAACUAGAAGAGGAUACAGCUAUUCAAUAUGAAAAUUCAAAAGAAAAGAUGAAGCCAAAAUCAGGAAUACCUGUGACACCAAAGAUGAAACCCUCAAAGCUGCAACCACCAAAACAUAGUUUACCUGAGGCCCAUGAACCUGCAACAUCCUGUGAAGUAGAAAAUAUGGAAGAUAAUAGAGUUCAAGGUCUCCACAAGGUGCCAUGCCCAGAGAGUUCUGAUAUACCAGUGUCUAAAUCUGAAGAAUCAGAUGAAAAACCUGCUGCCAAAGAACAAGACAACAUGGCCCCAAAUGAGCAGUUAAAUAUAACAGACAACAAACCUAAGGGUGAACAUGAUAAUGAAGUCAAAGUAAGUGAUGAGAGACCAAGAGCAGAUAGUUUUGGAAGACCACCUGUUGCUCCAAAACCAAAAUCAAAGGGAUUAGUAAAACCAAAAGUAUAUUCAAAAGAUAUAGGGGUAGAUAUUAAGGCUUUGUCAGAGGAAAUGACUGAAAAACAGGAUAAACAGGAAACUCAAGACAUGGUGACUGUUGAAAAGGCUAAAACGCCCAUUGAUAGUAUACCUAAUAGACAGAGAACUAAUUCAGAAAAUGAAAGCAAAAUUUCAUCAAGGGGAAGGUCUGACUCUGAAAGUGAGAGUAGACUACCACUGAGUAGUUCAAAAACUCAAAAGUCACCUCAGGUAAGAGGGAGAAAGUCCAACAUACCAAGCCCUGGUAUAAGAAAUAGAAGUAAGGAAAACUCCAAAGUUCAUAGAGAAGAAAAUGAAAGAGGCAAUUCUUCCUGUGAUCAAAACAAAGUUGAUAAAUCAACAACAGAUGUAAAGAGUACUACUGUAUCAGCACCUAAUGAUCCGGAUAGUUUAAGGAACAGGUCUUACAGCCCUGCUGGAAGAACAGGCAUUCCGAUGUCCGUGAGGCAUCGCUCUAACAGCCCCGCUGGAAAGUCAGGUAUACCACCUCCAGGCUCACCAUUGAAAUCACCAAAACAAAAAUCAAGUGCUCUAGUUCAGCCUAAGAAAAUUACAAAUGGACAUGACAAACCUGUUAACAGUAUAUCUCAUAAUCCAGCACAUGGUGAACCUGUUGCUAAAAGUGGUCAGGAAAUGAACGAAGAAAAUACACAAAAUGACAGUCCCUCAUCAGUUUCAAAACCAGACAGGCCAUCCAAACCUUCAAGGAAGCAGGGAAGUCAAGAUGGGAAACCUCCAAAACAUGGGAAGAGUUUACUGCCGGUUAUUCACAAGUCCAUGGAGGCAAACGUGGGCUCACAUAACGGGGUUUCAUCCCCCAGUGCUGGGACCAAGGCAAAACGAGGCAUUCCUGUUGCCAAACAAAAACGAUCUCCUGGUCCAAAGAAUUCAUCAGCUGAGGAAAACCACAGCAGUGAACCAAAUAAAGGGUCCCUUUUUCAAGCAACAAAAAGCUACACAGCACAGAAUGAUGGGGAGCUGACGUUUGCGGCUGGAACUUUCGUGAAAGAAUUAAGUGAUUGUGACAGAGCAGGCUGGUAUGUGGGUAUGCUGGCUGAUGGAACCACAGGACUUUACCCUGGGAAUCACUUCCAACCUAGCCCCGUAGCAGCUCAAAGUGAGGCAUAGAACCACAGGGCUUUACACUGGGAAUCACUUCCAACCUAGCCCAGUAGCAGCUCAAAGUGAGGCAUAGAACCACUGGACUUUACCCUUGAGACCACUUCCAACCCAGCUUGUAGCAGAUCAAAGUGAGGCAUAAAACCACAGCAAUUUACCCUUGGGACAACGUCCAAACACUGUAGCAGCUCAUUUUGGGCAUAGAACUGCAAGACUACCCUGCGGAUCACUUGUAACCCAACGCUGUAGCAGCACAUAGUGAGGCAUAGAACCACAUGGCUUUAACCUGGGCAUUACACUCAACCCAGCCUGUAGCAGUACACACUGUGGAAUAGAACUCCAUUUUGGCUCAGAGAAACAGAGGCAUGAACAGACUGUACUCUGUGUACCCCAGCACAGCCUAGUAAAUACAGUUUAGUCAGUUGUUAGCAUAAUGUUAGUACCAAACUGACAGUUACCUAUCCACUUGAUUAGAUAUUACGGAGCUACUCAUUAAACCCAGAUCAAUGCAGCCCAAGCUGUGUCCAUAACGAGGCCGAGAUUAGCUGGUUACAGAUUUCUGAACAACACAGCUUGUGUGAUGAAUUGUUGUUCAUAUGUCUUGUUUUCACGGGAAAUGGUGGAGUUUGUCAGUUUUCACGGGAAAUGGUGGAGUUUGUCAGUUUUCACGGGAAAUGGUGGAGUUUGUCAGUUUUCACGGGAAAUGGUGGAGUCUGUCAGUUUUCUCUUACAUGGUUUUAAACAAAGCCUUUUCUAUGAUGGAGACUGUAAUGUGACCUCGUAAUGAUUGGAGUUACUUGGACUGCAAGAAGGGCAUCAACAGACAUUAGGAAGUAAAAAUGUGCCAUAAUGUGUGUAUAUAGUGCUUGGAUGUAAAUUAAUUUUAAGAAAAAGAAUCUGUCGGAGCAUUUUGAUUGGACAGUGAAAUUAAUUUGCCAGUACAUGAAGUUUGAACUGAAUCACUGAGGAAUAUCUAAGGAUCAGAACUGUAUUGAUUAUGACCCCUGGAAUGCAAAUGUAAUACUUAGUAAUUUACAUGUUGCUUCAUUAUCAUCUAGUUAGUAAAUGUGAUUCAUUUGAUAACUUGUUUUAAGAAUAUUGAAAUCAAACAGUAUAAGCUGUUAAAAUAAAAUCAAGUAAAACAUGGUUUCUCCACACAGUGAAUGAUCAUAUAGAUAACUCAUUUCUGUGAUUUGGGAAACCAUUUCUUGUACACACAUAUUUAACAAUCCUCCACGUGAUUUUAACUGCUUUCAGAAAAUAUUUAUUAGUUUCAGAGAAAUGUCUUCUUAGUAAAGCACGUCUCACACAAUGGUUGAUAUCAUACUUGAUGCGCUCAUAAUGACAUUACCUGUUGUAUAAACCUUUGUAUAGCUUUGACAUUUAUAAAUGCUCAUUAAUCUUAACAUUGUAUAACAUGUAUGUUUUAUAGUUUGUGAUGCUUUGUGCAAUGUUCGUGGUGCUUUAUGUUGCCUUGUUUUGUCCUUUUGCCAUAGUCGAUGUCUCGUCUAAUAUGUACAUGUACAUGUAUGAUAAUCAUAAGGGAUGUUUGUAAUUGUUCCAACUGUAAAUCAUGCAACAUAUGUUCCAUUUUCUGCCUGAGCUUUUCUGGAUGAACGUUGACCAAGGAAUAAUUGUACAGUUGAAAAAAGAAGUUUAAAGAGGAAAUAUGGCUGUUAGCUCAGGCCAGGCUGUGGUUCUAGCUAAAGGUCACAAUGUUGGUGCUAAACCCUGGACUACCAAGGAGAAAAAUGUCUGAUUAAUGGACACUGUAGAGGCCACAUGGUUUCAUUAUUAUAGGAUUUAUAUUUAUAGUGUUGGAAUUCAGAAAAUUGUUUUUUUGUAAACAUGCAUUGUGGUUCAUUUAAGGUGUACAUAAUGUACAUAAAAAUGCAAUUGUGGAUGAUAUUUAUCUUACAUGAAUUUAUUUUUGUUAGUUUAAUUUCUAUAGUAAUUGUUUGUAUGAAAUACGUAUUUGAAUCUCUUUUACAUUGUAAUAUAAAACAUAUUUAUACAAUUCAUUAUUAUGCAAUUAAAGUUUAAAACAAU
Messenger RNA from Mya arenaria, 7647 nucleotides. RefSeq lists its product as uncharacterized. The coding region runs from base 640 to 5607 and encodes 1655 amino acids. The transcript is spliced from 17 exons. Gene Ontology annotation, molecular function: protein binding. The record is from RefSeq and is a predicted model, not a curated record. NCBI's taxonomy places the organism in Eukaryota, Metazoa, Mollusca, Bivalvia, Myida, Myidae.